CGGACGCCUGCAGCUGGCGCUACUGCCUGGCGCCCGAGGUGACUGGGAGGGCACCAACCAAAACGCCCUUAAAGAGUCUAUAUAUACUUCAGCAACACCCCAGCUUAUGAUUCUACCUGAGGCAGACAACAAAGCACGACAGACUUAGUGACCUACUCAAAUAGGAAGAGCUACAGAUUCACACUUACAGGAUUCUGAAGAGGGCUUCAUCAAACACCAAGGGCAGGCAUGGAGUACUCAAGAAGGACCCUGCUGCACACUCCAUUGUCCGGGCAACCCUCUGGUCCGAGCCAGCCAGUUGCAGAUGGCGGGGCUCCUGGAAGCAACUUCGAUGCCAACGUCGUCACGAUCCUGGCCGUUCUUCUGUGCGCACUGAUCUGCGCGCUCGGGCUGAAUUCGAUAGUCCGGUGCGCGCUGCGGUGCUCGAGCCGGGUGGUGGUGGAUCCUGAGCCAAACCCAGUGGCACGGUUGGCUCAGAGCGGGCUGAGGAGGAAGGCCCUCCGGGGCAUGCCGAUCCUGGUCUACACGGCUGGGUUGAAGCUCAAUGCUGCCAACCCGAUGUGCGCGAUCUGCCUCUCGGACUUUGAGGCCGGGGAGCAUGUCAGGGUCCUCCCCAAGUGCAACCAUGGCUUCCAUGUCAGAUGCAUCGACCGGUGGCUGUUGGCGCGGUCGACAUGCCCAACGUGCCGGCAGUCCCUGUUUGGAGCACCGCAGAAGACCUCUGGCUGCUCUGAGGCAAGCCAGGCCGGGCCUGCGCCUGCCCGCUCUGUUCUUGUUCCACUCAGACCUGAAGGUUUGGUCACUCCUUACGAUUUUAGAGCCCUAGUUGUUACAUGAAGGAUAAGCGAUUGGAAAAAGUUUAGAACAAAAAUUUGUGUUCCAUAGAUGCUCCUGCCAAUCUGGCUUGUACAUUGUGUAGUCUGUAGUACAAAAAGCUGUACAGAUUUUCUCAGUUUUACUUCUUGUGUUAAUGCUA
Phragmites australis (common reed) is the source of this 976-nucleotide messenger RNA. RefSeq names its product RING-H2 finger protein ATL78-like. Gene Ontology annotation, biological process: protein ubiquitination. Bases 229 to 837 code for a protein of 202 amino acids. NCBI's taxonomy places the organism in Eukaryota, Viridiplantae, Streptophyta, Magnoliopsida, Poales, Poaceae. The record is from RefSeq and is a predicted model, not a curated record. Gene Ontology annotation, molecular function: transferase activity. The transcript has a single exon.